This is a messenger RNA of Babjeviella inositovora NRRL Y-12698, 3301 nucleotides long. RefSeq lists its product as uncharacterized. The transcript has a single exon. Gene Ontology annotation, molecular function: protein binding. The coding region runs from base 145 to 3192 and encodes 1015 amino acids. The record is from RefSeq and is a predicted model, not a curated record. Lineage: Eukaryota; Fungi; Ascomycota; Pichiomycetes; Serinales.
CUUUGUUGAGGUGCCAAAAAUACAUCGCUUUGGAUCACAAAAGUCAAAGUAGAUCACUUCAGGACCUAGGAUUUUUACACGUCUCUAUCCGGUUCUCAGGCUUACCGGGUAUCAUAUUUUAUCACGUUUAUUUUAUCAGGCAUCAUGAAACAGAGCCAAGUGCCACCACUACCAUUCCGAGUGAAGACGACGCAUUCGUGGCCAGGCGAGGUGAGCGGCGAUUUGGGGUUUGUGGAGGGCGACAUUAUCGAAGUUUUGUCGUUCGUAGACGACGAGUGGUGGAUGGGAAAACUCAAGCGCAACCAGCUCCUGGGGAUUUUUCCGUCUGACUUUGUCACCAUUGUCGAAGAUAAGCUCAACCAAAGCAUGCGGGUAGAUAUGAGAGCCAGCACGGCUCCGCGCCCUAAAGACCAGUCUAUGCGGCAGACGGACAAGCUCUUGAAGAGCCCCAAAUCGCCUAGCCCCGUCCCGGAACAACCAGAUGGAUACUACGAAGACGAAGAGGUGGUGGAUCCCUACGGCUUCUCCUUCCGGUCUUCAAAAAACAAAUUCGACUACCAGCAGUUGACCAAAGAGGAAUACCUUCAGUUGCAGAACUUGCAGUUGCAACAGCAGCAGAUCCAGCUUCAGCAGCAGCUUCUCAGACAGCAACGAAUGCCAAAGUCCGCCAGCGUGCAGGCGUUAGACCGCGUUCGCCGCGCGGGAAUGCCUACCUCACAGAGCGACAACAACUUGACCCGCAGCCCAAGUCCCCAGAAGCAAGGCUUUAUGAGCUAUGAUGGGUACUACAUGGAGCCAAGUCCAAAAAACGGGGGUGAGAGAAACAGACAAAGCCCUAGGGGUCAACCGAAAUCCCAUGACAGUGGCCCCCCCGGGUGGAAUCACACCGGAGCCCAAGAAUCUCGUUACACUUCUAGACCUCGCGAUGGUAGCUCACAGUCUAGACUUCCUGAAAAUGGAUUUAAUGGCUCCACACCUCAAUCGCAUACUCGUUCUAACCACGCCCGUGAUAUUCGCUCCUAUCCCCCAACAGAUGAAAGCCUUUCCUCUAGAUACGACGUUCAUUCCACUGUCUCUGGCAAAGCACACUCUAAUCACUCUAAAUCUAACGAUAUCUCUACCCCCUCGAGCUUUGCCGCAUCGACAAUGUACCAUGCAACUCUUGAAACCGACGAGUCCGACUUCAGCGAUGCACCACCGCUUCCGCCAAAACACGCGGUGCCGCGCUACAAGAGUAGCAACAACAUUACCGGAAUGCUCGAACCACCUCGCGACAGCUUCAUACCUUACGACGCGGACGACCUCCGGAUGUCGUUGUUGAAGGCAAAAAUGGCAAACGAUGAGGUUCAUGAUGAGAAGCUUAUGCGUGUGCUCCAGGACUCAGAGAAGGCUCCUGGAGCGGUUUCGAUGACUACCUCGCACUUGGGAUACUCAACACAGUCUCAAGACAGCGAGAUCUCCAUCCGCUCGGACUUUAGCGCUACAAGCGCUGGCUCCUUUGCACAGCACAAAUUCCGCCGCGUGAUAGAUGAGAAGAAACAGAUGAUCGAGGAGGGUCAGUCUGCGGGAGCGACUCUCCAACAACAGAAGGAAAUCAUCGACAGUAUCUUCGAGAUCGAUAAGAAGUCGCGCCACCCGAACUUUUUGAAGAAGAUUUUUGCAAAGGAAAAGGGUGCGGCACCGGCAUUACCCCUCGAGCACAGGUUGACGCAGCUCAAGUUGACGGAGGACACAUUCCAGGCGGAGUUGAACCGGAUGAACACGUUGAAGCUGAAGGACAAACAAGACCGGUCGAAACGGGUAAACGAGGAAGAAAAUGUGAUUUUGAAGCCGUUCGACUUCAUCAAUGAGAUCAACAAGAACGAAGUGGACGAGCUGCGCAUGGAGGAGCCGCCAUACUUGUUCUGGCAAAAUAAACAGAACCCGUACAACAGCUUUGACGUCACCAAAAGGUUCUUGGCCUCGUUCCACGCCCCUGACUUGCGGACCUUCCUCCAGGAAGUGGAUGCGCACUUCCAGAACCACACGUUGGAGAAGAUCAAGACAGUGUUCUACAAGCUCGUAGAAUUCAGUCUUUUGGAGGAAGUCUCGGAGAAAAUCUCUGUGGCGCGGCCGCUGCAGAAGUUGGACGCGCUUUUCGCAGCACACCGCGGUACGCUCUAUGAGCUCAACUACUUGUUCAAAAAGAUGCUCGACGGGCUCCGCAUCGAAAGUGAGGUGGUGCUUGGUUACAUGAAGAAACCAGAAGCGCUCAACGAUACUCUUAUCAUCAACCAUUGUUGGGUGUCAGUGUUGGUGAACGGGGAGUACCGGAUGAUCGACUACCUCCUCUUCAAAAACCACGCGAUGAUGAACCGCACGUCAUACAACGACUUCUACUUCUUGACCAAACCCUUGGACUUGAUCCACACCCACAUUCCAUCGAUGAUUGACUCCCAGCACAUUGUGCCACCCGUCGACUUGCUCAUCUCGUUGUCGUUGCCGUACUGCUAUUCGGGCUACCACCGCUACGCGUUGCACCUCCUCAACUUCAACAAUGGUUUAACUAAGUUGAAGGAUCACGAGUUUUUUGAAAUCGAUGUCCAGCUCCCCUACGAUGUGGAGGUCUUCACCCACAUCAAGACCGCCGACGGCACCGAGCACAACGAUUUGACCCUCUGCCAAAUCUUGUGGAGGCGCGACAAACGCAUUGCCCGAAUCAAAGCCUUAUUGCCGCCAAAAACCGCUUCGGGCUUCCUCCAGGUAUUUGCAGGCCCCAAGGGUGUCCAAAAGACCUUGAACAAUGUUCACGAACUUGCAGUCGUCAUCCCGUUGCACCACAAGGGUGAGUAUAAGGCCAUCGAAUUUGUCUCGCGCUAUCCGACGAACCAGAGCAAAGCUAACGACUUGUACAUUAAACAGCCUCAGAUCAACAACGUCUUGAAUCGCAACACCUAUACGUUCCAGAUCUUUCAACACCCAUCGAAGUUGCUCAUGGCGGACUCUCCGUACCUCGGGUGCAAGUUAGGCUUACAGACCCCGAGCGGAAAGCUCAUCCCGCUUAAGAAGGAAGCAAACGGCAAGCCCUAUGGGAUGUAUGAACUUUCCAUCAGGAUCAACGAGGUGGGAACAUACCGUGGUUUGGUAAUGACCGACAGUGGAAACAGCUGGUGUGUGUUUGCCGCGUGGGAAUGUGUCACCAAUGAUGCAUAAUGUUGGGCAGUUACAUUUCGACAUAUUUAAUAGCAUUUUAGCAUACUUUAAUGAAAUAGUUAAUAUUAACGAAUGACUGGUAUGAGGCUUGGAGAUAUACAUAUCGAAU